UUAGUAUGAUAUAGGGAUAUUUAAAAAAAAUUAACCGAACCUAAAGCACACUUAAUGAUAUAUUGUAUAUGUAUAUUUGUAAUAUAUGUAUUAUUAGUCUGACACCUUGCGCUAAUGCAGUUUACUUAUUACAUAAUAUAACUGAUAUGAUAUAACUGACAUUUAUAGGGACUGUAUACUCUUUAUGUUCUUGUUUAGUUAAAAUGCCAAGAAAAAAGAGAAUGCAUCCUGAACAUGAUGCCAAAGAACAUGUGUUGACAGGCAAAGACAAAGCCUUCAUUGAGGAAAGACACAUCAAUGCAUUUAAAGGGAGAGGUGUGUUUGCGCUUGAACACAUUGAAAAAUCCACAUUUGUUGUACAGUACCGUGGAAUUCUGUCCCAGAGUAAACAUGUUGAAGACACGCAAGGCAACUACUUGUUUGAUUUCACAUGGAAUGGAAGACGUUAUUGCAUCGAUGCUUCAAAAGAGGAUGGAUCACUUGGAAGAUUGGUGAAUGAUGAUCACAUACACCCAAACUGCAAAGUCAAGACAGUUGUGUUUAAAGAAAAGCCACACUUAUGCCUUUUUAGUAUUAGAGAUAUCUUUCCAGAUGAGGAGAUAACGUACAACUAUGGUGAUUCCUCUUGGCCAUGGCGAUCCAUGGAAUUGGGUGAUAAGAGCUCAGGGACUGUGGACGAUUGCAGUUUUCAUCCUUCUCCAUCAGAGAAUUACAGUGUUAAUCCUUCAUCAGAGAAAGAGAAAGAAUUGGGUGAUAAGAGCUCAGGGACUGUGGACGAUUGCAGUUUUCAUCCUUCUCCAUCAGAGAAUUACAGUGUUAAUCCUUCAUCAGAGAAAGAGAAAGUAAGUGAAGAUGUUUUUCUUCAGGACACUGAUGUGAUGUUAGAUGUUGAAAGCUUUUACGUGAGUUCUUGUCUCAAACUUUGA
Messenger RNA from Triplophysa rosa, 926 nucleotides. Its product is annotated as histone-lysine N-methyltransferase set-1-like. The transcript has 5 exons. The coding region runs from base 204 to 926 and encodes 240 amino acids. The record is from RefSeq and is a predicted model, not a curated record. Lineage: Eukaryota; Metazoa; Chordata; Actinopteri; Cypriniformes; Nemacheilidae. Gene Ontology annotation, molecular function: protein binding.